GUUGUCAAAGCCGCAUUUCUGAUUUCAGCGUUCCUGCAUCGUUAUGACUAGUACAUUAGGCUCAAAUGCUCGAUAUCACCGAGUUUCUGAGAUUAAAGAAUGUGAAAAUCAGUCAAAAUUUAUUCAUCAACGUAUUAAUCAAAUUGAAGCAUUUUUUGGUGAUCUAUGCUCAGAACUUGUUAAUUAUACAAGACGAACAGCGAAAUUACGCAAUAAUGGUGAUGAAAUUGCUCGUAUUCUACUUGAUUAUUCAAUUAAAGAGAAAAUUAAUCGAACAUCAUCUGAUGCCUUUAGAAGACUAUCAGAAUAUCUUGCAACUGUAGAAGAUUAUCGACAUACUGAAAUUGAUAGAAUUGUUGGUAAAGUUGUCAAUCCAUUAGCAGCUUAUGGUGAAGAAAUAAAGCAUAUUAGAAAUAGUUUAAAAGUUGAAAGUGCAGCACGAAAGAAAGAAAUUGCAAAUAUGCGUAAAUUGGAAAGGUCGAGUACAACUGAAGCAUCUAGAGAGGCUGAAAUCCAACUACACAAUGCUAUGAUUGAUGCAACUAAAAGUGCAAAUAAUUUAGAACGUUGUGUACUUGACUUUGAAGGUCGUCGAUUAAAGGGCAUUAAAAAAAUCAUUACAGAUUUUAUUCAAAUUGAAAUGUUAUGGCAUGCUAAAGCCUUGGAAACAUUUAGUCUAGCCUAUAAUGCAAUCCAAUCAUUACAUGAAGAAGCUGAUCUAAUUGAAUUCCGUGGGAUAUUACUACGAUCUGGAAGUGAUUUAACAACACUGAAUAAUAAUCUGUUAAUGAGUCAACAUAGUAUAAUAGGUGGUGACACAUCUUCAAUAGCAUCACCAACAACAUCAAUAGGCAAUCAUAGAUCACACAAGAAGUUAUCUUCUCGACAUAGUUCAAUGAAUUCAGUGAAAUCAGGCAGUCGUGGUAGCCUGUCAUCACUACGAUGUAAUAAGAAGAAUAAACAGAUACACACUCGACAACAACAGGAACAGCAGCAGCAACAACAACAACGACAACAAUUGCAUCAUUCUGGUUUAACACAUCAGAACGACGAUGUAACCAGUUUGUUCACUGAAGGAGAUGAUGAUGUUGGCGUUGAUCAUGGUGUUCAAGGCAUUGGGGACAAUACGAAAUAUGUGAAUGGUCUACAAGAUCUUGAAGAUGAUGAUGAAAAUGACUUGGACGAAGAUGAAGAUAAUGAUGAUGACGAAGAUGAUGAUGAUGAUGAGAUUGAAGACAGUACAACACAUUCACCACUACAUCGGACAGCAAAUCAACGUGCAUCAUCACCAUCUAUUAAUCGGACACCUGGUUCUACACAACAAUCACCAUUGAAAUCUGCACUGAAAACUGGGACAUCUAAGCUAUGAGGCUUACACCCCCCUAUCUCAUCUCUCAAUUCAAACCUUCUUAUUCUUUAUUAUUGUUCUACAAGUAAAUAACUGUCCAUAUGAUACUUGUAAACAACAGUUAACAGACCGCUAACUGGAAAUAUUUCUUCAUAUAUUCAUCUUAUUUUUCCUAAGACCUUGUAUACCUCGAUUAUUGAAUUUGAAUUAUUCUGUCUUUCCACAAAAACGUAACUAAACAUCUUCAUUUAUUUCAUUGUGUUUUGUUGCAUAUAGUAUUCAUUGAUUUCCAGGAGAAAUGUUAUCAUCUCAAAAAUCUCUCCAUAAAGCAGUGUUAAUGUAAAUGAUAUUUCUUUGAAUAUAUGUACAUUACUUAUUAUUUAUAAGUAGUAUGGUUUGUUUUCGGAAUUUUCCUAAUUCAACAAUCAACUACUACUGUUGAUGACUACUCCUCGUUUGUUUGUUUUUUUCAUGUAUUUUCUUCUAAAUACAUAUCAAUUUUAGAUUUUUAUGAAGUUUAUUUUUCAAAGUUUUGUCAAAUAUGAUGAAAUCUUGUCUAUCAAUCAAACUUUGUGUUUUUCAUGUUCAAAAAUAUAAAACCAAAUAAAAACUGAUGUUAUCUCAUGUACAAGUUUAAAUGUUAUCCAACAAAACGUUUGGUUUUUUUUUUUACUUAUUAGAAAUCUUUAAUUCUUAAAAAAACUAUAAAUGUAUGAAAAUUCUGGGAUCUUCAGAGAGGAAGAGUAUUUGUUAAUAUUGGGUUUGUUUUGUUGGCAUUUUUAUACUCAAAGGUGUAUUUUCAUUACCCAAUAAGAAUUAGUUUACCUCUGUUAUAUAUUUAAAAUUCUGUAUCUGAUGAAAACAACAGUAUAUCGAUGUUUAUUUCACCGAUUUUUUAGAAGCAGAAAGCUAUUAUGUUAGAAUGGGUUCAAGGUUAGGGCAGUGAAUAACUCAGUUCAAUUGCUUUCUACUUUGUAACUGAGGUUUGAUAGAAAGUUUUCAUAUGAAUAUACCACUCUUCUGAAUC
Molecule: messenger RNA, 2375 nt
Organism: Heterobilharzia americana
Lineage: Eukaryota; Metazoa; Platyhelminthes; Trematoda; Strigeidida; Schistosomatidae
Source: the annotation of a GenBank genome assembly